Molecule: messenger RNA, 1765 nt
Organism: Rubroshorea leprosula
Lineage: Eukaryota; Viridiplantae; Streptophyta; Magnoliopsida; Malvales; Dipterocarpaceae
Source: the annotation of a GenBank genome assembly
ACCCCCCCGAUAAAAAGAAGGGGCCCAAUAAUACUCAUAAGCCCAAAUUACUUAAUCCAUUUACCCUUUUCUUCAUCGGCCCAAAUUCCGACCUUCACUAUAAUUCUCUCUCUUCUCCUCUACAACAAAUCCCAAACGGCCGAACCAGAACAAAGCAAAGCUUUCUCCUUUUUCUUCCAUGGAUUCUCUUCGAAGUGACGAAGAAAGCAACCCCAGAUCGACACCUAUCUCGGCGGCAUCCACCGAUCCACCGCGACUUUCGUCACCGUCGCCACCAACCUUGCCAUUAUCCUCAGCCGAGCCCAGGAGCGAUGCGGAAGCGGAUAACGACAUUGAACAGGUAGCGAACGGUGCGGAGCUUCAGAACGACAGCAAAUCUGAACCCCAACUCACUCCCUCCGAUUCUCUAUCUGAGGACGAUCCCACCACCACUGCCUCUGAUGACACUCAAAAUCCGGUUAAAGUGCCCCAAAACGAUGACGAAUUUGACGAAGAUGAAGAGGAACCGCCUCCCAAAAAGCAGAAGCAACUUUCCUCCCUGACAUCUGCACAAGAACCUAAUUCAGUCCCAGCCACGGAUGAGAACAAUACACCUCUAGAAACUGGCAAUCUUGCGACAAAUUCGAUUGCAGCUGCGAAGACAUCUACCCCAACAACAACAGGAGGCACCAAGAAGUCCAAGAAGAAGAACAAUAACGUCUGGGUGACUAAAACGUCGCGCAAAGGGAAGAAGAAGAGUAAGGUCAAUAACCAGAAUGCAGGGGCUGCGGAAGACACUGUUUUAAUCACCCCUGCCCCAAGAUUGCCGGACAAGGGUGAUGACAGUCCUGAUAUGAAGAUAUGCCUUUCCAAGGUUUAUAAAGCUGAAAAAGUGGAGUUGACUGAGGACAGGAUGAGUGCAGGCAGCACUAAGGGUUACAGAAUGGUGAGGGCAACAAGGGGGGUACUGGAGGGGGCGUGGUACUUCGAAAUAAAGGUGGUGAAUUUGGGAGAGACCGGGCACACCCGACUUGGGUGGUCUACUGAGAAAGGAGACUUGCAGGCACCAGUGGGAUAUGAUGUAAACAGUUUUGGUUACAGGGACAUUGAUGGUAGUAAGGUGCAUAAGGCUUUAAGGGAAAAGUAUGGGGAGGAAGGAUAUAAGGAGGGCGAUGUUAUUGGGUUUUAUAUAAACCUGCCAGAGGGUGGUCAGUAUGCACCCAAGCCUCCCCAUUUAGUUUGGUAUAAGGGCCAGAGGUAUGCCUGUGCCCCUGAUGCAAAGGAAGAUCCGCCUAAAGUGGUGCCUGGGAGCGAAAUAUCUUUCUACAAAAAUGGAGUAUGCCAAGGUAUUGCUUUCGAAGAUUUGUGUGGUGGUCGUUACUACCCUGCUGCUUCAAUGUAUACUCUUCCCAAUCAACCAAACUGUGUGGUGAAGUUCAAUUUUGGCCCUGACUUUGAAUGCUUUCCAGAGGAUUUUGGUGGACGUCCACUGCCCAGGCCAAUGAUUGAAGUUCCCUAUCAUGGGUUUGACAACCGAGUUGAGAAUGGUAUCUCAGAUGAGAAGAAGCAUUGACCAGCUUAUGGCAUUGAAUCAUUGAUUAACAUCCUCACUUAUCCGCUGAUUUGAGAGAAUUCUAGUGUAUUGUUCCAUUGUAAUUUUGAUAAAUAACUUUUUUAGUUAGGACAUCUAAAUGGUUUGGUUAGUCCUGUAAACUUGAUUUUUCAUUGAAAGGGAAAAGAAGAAUUGACUUUUUUUCUAAUGGAAGCAUAAAGCUGCGAGAGAGAA